GUAUUUAAAGGUCUUUCUCCCGGACUCUUGGAGCUGACAUGAACAUCUUCACUAAAGUAUACGGACUAGCCCAACAAACCAGCAAGCUGGGGUCUGUGCUCCAACGUGCCUUCUACGGGUCCAGUGGGAGGGUGACCCUUUUCGAACAGCGUAAUUUUGCCGGCAGACGUCUGGACCUGAGUGCCGACUGCCAGAAACUAAGCGACAAGAACUUCCCAGAGAGAUGCAACUCUGUGCAGGUGGAGAAUGGAGCCUGGGUGGUGUACCAGGAGCCUAACUACAGAGGUCCCCACUAUGUCUUGGAGAAACGUGACUACAACAACGCCUCGGACUGGGGCUCCCAGAGCAGCACAGUGGGCUCCAUGCGACGGGUCCGCUUCAAUAACUAACCAGCUGACUCCUGAGUGGCGCAGCGGUCUAAGGCACUGCAUCUCAGUGCUUGAGCCGUCACUACAGAACUGGUUCUAUUCCAGGAUGUAUCACAACCGGACGUGAUUGGGAGACGACCCAUAGGGCGGAGCACAAUUGGCCCAGCAUCGUCCGGGUUAGGGCUUGGCCGGGGGAGGCCGUCAUUGUAAAUAAGCAUUUGUUCUUAACUGACUUGCCAAGUUAAAUAAAGGUUUAAAAAAUUAUAAGAAAACCCCCCUCAUAAACCCCCCUGCCCUAAUCCCCCUAACCAACAGGAGGACUCCACACCAGCACCCCUUCCACCUGACACACACACACACACACACACACACACACACACACACACACACACUGUGUCAGCUUAAUACACACACAUUAUGCAAAACUACCAGAAAACUAUUUUAAUAAUAAACAGUAAAAAGACAA
Messenger RNA from Oncorhynchus nerka (sockeye salmon), 834 nucleotides. RefSeq names its product gamma-crystallin N-like. The record is from RefSeq and is a predicted model, not a curated record. Lineage: Eukaryota; Metazoa; Chordata; Actinopteri; Salmoniformes; Salmonidae. Gene Ontology annotation, biological process: visual perception; lens development in camera-type eye. Gene Ontology annotation, molecular function: structural constituent of eye lens. The transcript has 4 exons. The coding region runs from base 39 to 389 and encodes 116 amino acids.